GAUGCUCAGACACAGUGGAGCGCCUGGAUGGAGGCUUCGUCGCAGUGUGCAGCGUUCAUUCCUGACGUGUCUGUCUACAUCUGAACCAACCCACAGGACUGGACGGACGGGGGCUAUAUAACUUACGACCCGACACUUUAUCUGAUAUGGAUACGCACGCCGUGCUGCAUUAAUUAAAGAGGGGGACAUUUUAGUGAUGCCAGCAUCCAGAGAGCAUCUGUGUUGCCGUUACCAGCGCGCGUGGUGAAGUUGGAUUGCGGAUCGCUUAUUGUAUCGAGCUUGAAACACGAUCUGAGCCGCUUUGACACCGCGGAUGUGUGUUGUGUUGUGAAUGGAUGUGAGGACAUUCAUCGAGCGAUGCGUUUCUGUUGUCUAUAACACCUUAUGGGGAUGCAUGUAAAUAAAUGACAGUAGUUAUAAGCGGUAUCAUCACGCUUGUUUUAGCUAAAUUGCGCUGAUUCGACUGGAGGAUACGGACAAUGAAUUGACGAUACUCUCGCAACUACGGAGUUAUUUCGGUGAAGAGGACUUCGAAGCUAAUAUAUCUGUAAGAAUUCGUACUAUUGGAGUUGAGUUCUUCAAACUGUUCUUUUAUCGCUAAUUUGAGUAGCCGAAAGGCGCUUAAUGUGGUAAUAUCAAACGACACCGGUUUUAUUCAAGUCGAAAAUGUUAUUUAAUGUGACCAAAUAAACCUGAAUACAUCUUAGAUCAACAAAACUUCAAGGGUUAGAUCGGGUUGAAUAUCUCCCAUUUCACUUUACAGAGCAAAAACUUGCUGGAACGCUGGAUGACCAUUGGUGAAGAUGUUGCAUGGAUUGUUGUAACUGCUUUCUACUGUCUACCAGGUUCAUCGAUGCACUUGCUUGACCAUCUGAGGGCGUGAACUUCCUCCAGUCUUCUAUAUAUCAGCCCCUGCUUCAUUCAAAGACCUUCUAAACUUCAAGAACCAUGGAUAUUAAAACCGAGUCUGAUGACAACCUGGACUGUAGGCAGCCCGCACCACUUGAAGUUUUUGCCAGCAGGUCCACGCUCCAUGGCAUCUCACACAUGUUCAGUUAUGAACGCCAGUACAUCAAACGAUCCCUCUGGAUCAUCUUUUUCUUGGGGUCUUUUUCGUUCCUGGUGCUUGUUUGCGCUGACCGCAUCAAGUUUUACUUUCAGUAUCCUCAUGUCACCAAGCUGGACGAGGUCACAGCACCAAUGAUGGCGUUUCCUGCCAUCACCUUCUGCAACCUGAACUCUUUCCGCUUCGGCCGCGUGACGCGUAACGACCUGUACCACGCGGGCGAGCUGCUCGCGCUAUUAAAUGGCAGGUAUGAGAUCCGGGAUACACACAUGGUGGAGGAGAGCGUUAUGAUGACCCUGAAAGAUAAGGCAGACUUCUCCAGCUUCAAGCCUCGUCCCUUCAACAUGCGCGAGUUCUACGAUCGAGCGGGCCACGACAUUAAGGAAAUGCUCCUGUCCUGCUACUUCAGAGGAGCCGAGUGCAGCGCCGAAGACUUCACAGUGAUCUUCACACGCUAUGGAAAAUGCUACACCUUCAACUCUGGACAGGAUGGACGGCCACUGCUGGUGACUAUGAAGGGAGGAAUGGGAAAUGGCCUGGAGCUGAUGCUGGAUAUCCAGCAGGACGAGUACCUGCCCGUGUGGGGAGAGACUGAUGAGACGUCAUUCGAGGCAGGAAUCAAAGUCCAGAUCCACACGCAGGAUGAACCGCCUUUCAUCGAUCAGCUGGGAUUCGGAGUGGCUCCAGGCUUCCAGACGUUUGUCUCCUGCCAAGAACAGCGGCUGACGUAUCUUCCUCCUCCAUGGGGUGACUGCAAGUCGACGCCCAUGGACUCUGAAUUCUUCAGCACAUACAGUAUCACCGCCUGCCGCAUUGACUGCGAGACGCGCUAUCUGGUGGAGAACUGCAACUGCCGCAUGGUGCACAUGCCCGGAGACGCUCCAUAUUGCACUCCGGAGCAGUAUAAGGAAUGUGCAGAUCCAGCUUUAGAUUUUCUGGUGGAGAGAGACAAUGACUACUGCGUGUGCGAGACGCCCUGCAACAUGACACGCUAUGGCAAAGAGCUGUCCUUCGUCAAGAUCCCCAGCAAAGCCUCCGCCAAAUACCUGGCCAAGAAGUACAACAAGUCGGAGCAGUACAUUGCAGAAAACAUCCUGGUGUUGGACAUCUUCUUCGAGGCCCUGAACUACGAGACCAUCGAGCAGAAGAAAGCCUAUGAGUUAGCCGGCCUUCUUGGUGACAUUGGCGGACAGAUGGGGCUGUUUAUCGGGGCCAGUAUCUUAACCGUCCUGGAGCUCUUUGACUAUCUUUAUGAGGUGAUCAAGUUCAAACUGUGUCGCUGUGCCAAGAAGAAACACCAGCGGAGAGACAACAAUGAGCGAGGAGCUGUUCUCAGCCUGGAUGACGUGAAGCGCCACGCUCCCUGUGACAAUCUUCGUACCCCGUCAACCUACCCAGCCAACAUGCUACCUCACCAUCCUGGCCAGGGGAACUUCGAAGACUUCACCUGCUGAGCUUAAAGCGAGAGCAGCCUGUCUGACAGAGAACAACCAAAGCCGAUCACAUCAGUACGGACUCCAUUCACAACCGGACAUUACAGAGAAUCCUUCUGGAUCUGCUGCACACGGGAAAACCACCAUGUCCUGAGAUAUAUAACCUGACAACAGAGGAAUGGUACCAAUCAACAAAGUGCAUUUUCACUAACAUGUUACAUGGAAAUGUGCAAAACUUUUAAUGUUUUUUGAACAUUUAAAGGAAAUACUGCCUCAAAAACAAAACUCCUCGAAGCCUCGUAAAUGUGGAGCGAUUUCCCCACGCCAAAUUACACAUAAUUUGACUCGGACAUCGAAUAGCUUCUCGCAGCUGGACCCUGAUGCCUUUUGUGUACAUAGUACCGGCUCUAAACUGUCUUCAGACCAGUGGCUUACGUAGAUCAGUAGAUAAAUAUAGCGCUUAUUCACUGUAUGUAGCCUCAUUAGUCCAUCUGCUGGAUCGAUUCAGUCUCAGUGUAUCUCACGAGAAUGUAACUUCCCGAACAAGGUGACCAUUACAUGCGUCAUGGGGGGUUUAGGGACAGUGGAGGGUUUGGGUUCCAUAUGACAUUGUGUUACAGGUCUCAUCUUGUAAAUGCAUGCUGGUCGUCCUGUGCAUGUUUUUAUUUUUAUUUAGAUUUCAUUAUUACUAUCGCCAAGUUUGCCUCAAUUAUAUACAGGUGUUGGAAGAUGG
Molecule: messenger RNA, 3232 nt
Organism: Megalobrama amblycephala (Wuchang bream)
Lineage: Eukaryota; Metazoa; Chordata; Actinopteri; Cypriniformes; Xenocyprididae
Gene: asic1b
Product: acid-sensing (proton-gated) ion channel 1b
Exons: 11
Coding region: 949-2520 (523 amino acids)
Biological process (GO): sodium ion transmembrane transport
Cellular component (GO): membrane
Source: RefSeq, a predicted model, not a curated record